GCCCUGCGCCCGCCGCACGCACCUGCCCAGCUAGCCUGCUACAUGGAGAAGACACGGACCGAGCGUGUGGAGGAGACACCGGAGCACUGCAGACAGCGAUCGGGAUGGUCUAUACCGCGGCUCUGCUCUUCGGACACGGCGUGCCCGUCUUGUCGGAGGAAGAAAGCGUCGUAGAGAUGAUAGGAAAGUACUUCCUCCAGCUCACGUCCCCGGGCCGAAAGGCGAGCUCGGCCCGGAGGGGGAGCGUCGAGAGCUGCGAUGAGAGGGAGAACAACUCGCCCUUUUCCGACAUGGAUGCUGGUUUGGGGCGCGAAGAGCGGCUGCUUCAGCAGGAUGUGACCCGGCAGCUAGAGCGCGCUCUGACAGAGGCCAAGGCUUCCACCCUCCAGUGCCAGGUGCUGCUGCUGCCUCAUCAGAUGACCGGCAGGGUCGGCCAGGAUGUGGUGCGCUCCUCGGCCGACGAGCCCUGUGGGCUCCGCGGCGCCACCAUCAGGGUCUAUGUGGAGUGCAAAGAUGGCCUGAAGUCUGUGGGGAGCAUCUUCCCAGACCCGACUGUCACCCCCACAUUUGAACUGUCUGUCAUCUUCAAGGCAGACAAGGAUAACAGCUGGCCACCACUCAUGCACAUCUUCGAAACCAGCAAGGUGUUGAAGCUGAGACCAGAGUACCGGCUGGUGAAGAGGAAGCUCUACUCCUCCGCCAGUCCUGUCAUCCAUGACUUCAACUAGGGGUGAAGUUAAGAAAAUAAACCCCAUUUUCACUGUUUACAUCUUUUUUGUGUGUUUCAAUGUUAUUCCUCGUGGUUUAAAUGACAGACUACAUGCACCAACUCUGGCCUGGCAUGUGCUGGAAAAUGCUGGAGUUUCUGUGUUUGUAUUUUAGCUGGAAGUUGAUUGUUCUUUGUUUUAUGUAUGAAUGCCUAACUUAGAGCAGGAGGUAAAACUGCUUGUUUUUUCCACACUCCGUAGCCACUUUGACAGUAGUUUUGCACAGAGCAGUUGAAUGUUUACUGUAUUCUGUAAACAGGAAUAUUUCUUGCCGGGAAUGGGCGGGUCUCACUCCUGAAGUACACUGUACUUUUUGUUACACUUGUUAUUUAUGUGAUUGUAAAAUAAAUGUUACCCAACACUUUUUUUUUUU
Molecule: messenger RNA, 1140 nt
Organism: Xiphias gladius (swordfish)
Lineage: Eukaryota; Metazoa; Chordata; Actinopteri; Istiophoriformes; Xiphiidae
Exons: 2
Coding region: 105-728 (207 amino acids)
Biological process (GO): negative regulation of signal transduction
Cellular component (GO): cytoplasm
Source: RefSeq, a predicted model, not a curated record